Molecule: messenger RNA, 4189 nt
Organism: Silurus meridionalis
Lineage: Eukaryota; Metazoa; Chordata; Actinopteri; Siluriformes; Siluridae
Gene: nr2f2
Product: nuclear receptor subfamily 2, group F, member 2
Exons: 3
Coding region: 853-2130 (425 amino acids)
Biological process (GO): anatomical structure development; cell differentiation; negative regulation of transcription by RNA polymerase II
Molecular function (GO): nuclear receptor activity; retinoic acid binding; zinc ion binding
Source: RefSeq, a predicted model, not a curated record
UCUCCAUGGUAACGUGUGCUAAGUUGCAGCAGUCGUGUCAAAGUUCACUAUAUAGAGAGCUCGGUGAGCUGAUCAGAGAGAAAGCAUUCUGCCAGCCCAGCGCCUCCAAAUCGCAAACACUUCCUAACCUCCUCUAUUUCAUCAUAUUUGAUCACUUUGAUUCUCCAUUCUAUUCUCUCAUUAUUUCUGCUACACGCAAAGGAAGCUCAGGGGGUUGUGCUCUCUUUUUUGUUUCCUUAUCGCUGCCGCUCGCCUGGAGAGUUGACUUCAUAUUUGACUCGAUCACAGAGGCUUGGUUUUGCGCGCUGUGGCGACUAACACUACCUCAUCUGGGGAAAAAAGGAAGAAACGGCGAUAUUUUGGUCUAGUUUUCUUCAACACUUCGAGACUGGAACUUGCUAUUUCGCUAGCCAGUUUCUGUAAUCUAUACGUGCUCUGCUAUUUUCCGCGAGUCUGAACGCCGUUAAGUUCCAUCGGCCCAAUCUCUCUAAAAGACUUUUACUCAUCUCUGGUCGUCGUAUUUAUUUUUCACUUUUUUUUAUCUUCUACGGCUUUCCUGGAUGGAUGACUGCAGUCGCCCCUGGACGUGGCCUCUAAGAGCAGGACUGCGAUUCGGCUCGUCUUCUUCCCAGUUCUAACCACUGCCAAGUCCCAAAAGCGGGCUACGCUUUGUCGUCGGCGCGCCAGUUUCAGUGGGAUAAAAUCACAGGGUGCAUUUUUUUAUUCGCCCGAUCUGCAGAAAAUCGUGCUGUGUUGCUUUAGAACAAGGGACACAACGACACGCUAACAAACAAACAAAAAAAAAAACCCAAGAAAAAAAACGGACUACACAAAGUUGCUGACUGAUUAGAUAUGGCAAUGGUAGUGUGGAGAGGCUCCCAGGACGAUGUGGCCGAGACGCAGGGCACCCUCUCAUCGCAAGCCCAAGGCGGACUAACCCUUGCGACCCCUCAGCCGGGCCAGCUAAACCUCACCGCCUCGCAGGUUGCGCCUCCGACCCCGCAAACUCCUGUUCAAGGAGCGCCAAAUAGCAACGCGCAGUCCACGCCAACAAAUCAGACGUCUCAGAGUCAGUCGGACAAGCAGCAGCAGCAACACAUCGAGUGCGUAGUGUGCGGCGACAAGUCGAGUGGCAAGCACUAUGGCCAGUUCACGUGCGAAGGCUGCAAAAGCUUCUUCAAGCGCAGCGUGCGGCGUAACCUCACGUACACGUGCCGCGCCAACCGGAAUUGUCCCAUCGACCAGCACCACCGCAAUCAGUGUCAGUACUGUCGCCUCAAAAAAUGUCUAAAAGUUGGCAUGAGACGGGAAGUUUCUCUUUUUGCAGCGGUCCAGAGGGGCAGGAUGCCACCCACGCAGCCGCACCACGGCCAGUUCGCCCUUACGAAUGGGGACCCGCUGCACUGCCAUUCCUACCUAUCGGGAUAUAUCUCUCUGCUGUUGCGAGCAGAGCCAUACCCCACGUCGCGCUAUGGCAGCCAGUGUAUGCAGCCCAACAACAUCAUGGGCAUCGAGAACAUUUGCGAACUCGCGGCGCGCAUGCUGUUUAGCGCUGUAGAGUGGGCCAGGAAUAUUCCCUUCUUCCCCGACCUUCAGAUCACAGACCAGGUAGCUCUGCUCAGGCUCACCUGGAGCGAGUUGUUUGUCCUCAACGCAGCCCAAUGCUCCAUGCCACUGCAUGUAGCUCCUCUGCUAGCCGCCGCGGGCCUCCAUGCCUCCCCUAUGUCCGCGGACAGAGUGGUCGCCUUUAUGGACCACAUUAGGAUUUUCCAGGAGCAAGUUGAAAAGCUCAAAGCGUUACAUGUCGACUCUGCCGAAUACAGCUGCUUAAAAGCCAUCGUGUUAUUCACCACGGAUGCUUGCGGUCUGUCAGACGUGGCCCACAUCGAAAGUUUGCAAGAGAAGUCGCAGUGUGCAUUGGAGGAGUACGUGCGGAGCCAGUACCCUAACCAGCCUACGCGAUUUGGGAAGUUAUUACUACGCCUUCCUUCUUUGCGCACAGUGUCCUCUUCGGUCAUAGAGCAAUUAUUUUUCGUCCGAUUGGUAGGUAAAACCCCAAUUGAAACGCUCAUCCGGGAUAUGUUGCUGUCAGGGAGCAGUUUUAACUGGCCAUAUAUGUCCAUUCAAUAAGCAAAAGGAAGGAUCGGAAACGGGGUCCACUAGUUAGCGCUUCUUUUUGUUGAAGAAACCCGGCUGUUACACGAGUUUACUUUCAUGGAAAAAGACGUUUUUCAUAAAUGACUGUGAAUCUUCAAAUCUGAGACUUUAAAUGAAACUACCUGGGGCGGUCGGAUGGGGGGUAUUUAAUUUUUUUUAAAACAAAAGAAAUACAAAAGUGCGAAAAGAGUAAAGGGACAAAACCACAAAGAACCUACCUUCUGGAGAAUGGUAACUAUAAAGUGCAUUUUUAAGUGCAUUUAGGAUAAUUUCGACAAAUUCAGAAAGUUUUUUUUUACUUUUUACUAAAUGUCAAAUGGCUCUUAUGUUCUGUGUCAAUGUAUCUAUUUUUGUUUUUUCGUUUUUCUCUUGUUUACAAUUCGGCCUAUGUGAUUCUGUAGUAUGAAGCUGGUUCUUUCUAUGAUAAUCAUGGCUUAAACACUUUUGUAAAGACGUUCUUUAUUAAUCGAAAGUAAAUUUACAGCAAUAUAGGGCAAUAUACUUAUAAAUGCUGAAAGCGCACUUACUCAGAACUCAGUCAAAUAAAUCCCAGUUUAGACUCAAUGCACCACGGUGUAUGUUACGAUGCCACUAUGCUGUGUAUUUGUUAUACUCCCAAAAACUAUUAAACUAUUUGGACAUUACACUACUAGAACUGCGUGCGUGCGCGCGCGUGCCAUAAAUAGAGUGUGUUUUCUGCUGUUGUUUUGAUGCUGCGACAUGCUCCAUUGGUCUUAUUUGAAUUAAUCUCAAUAAUUGGUUUAAACUGUAAUGUGCAGGAAAAAAUACUUGAUUUGACUUGUUCAAAGUUAAUCUUUUCAAAUAUUUGUAGUAGAUUUUCUGUCCGCUUUGCGAAAUUGUCAAAAUUUUACGCUAUUGUUAAAGCCCAUUACACUGUAUUUUAAAAGCAGUUAAGCAGUAUUAAAUAAAUAAAUAAAUAAAUAGAAAUAAACGGCUCACAAAAGCCUCCCCCAACACACUUAAAGCAUUAUAAAAGUGCCUGUAAAGAACGAAAUCACUGAUUUGUUAUUUAAACGUAUGUCUAGGAUAGAGAACGUUGGGAAUAAUUUUACAAUUCAGUCUUAUGAUUGAGAAUUUCACUUGAAAAAGAGGGAGAGACGACAGUUUGAAGCAGUAUUCUUGUAAAUAUAUAGGUCAAUUUAUUGACUUUUUUUCUUAAAAAAAUAUAUGUGAUUAAGAAAAACUGUGGUUGCCAUUUUUUCGGUAAAACAAAUGUCUUCAACAUUGAGUGGCAGAGUUAGCUAGUAGCACUGACUUUUUUUUGUAUUGUACAUACAUAUUACGACAAAUGUUUUUUUUUAUGUAUUUAGACUGUGAAUGCAUGGCCACAGGUCGCUAACCUAUUUUACCCUUGAUAUAUAUAAAUGUAAAUGUUUUUGACUGUAUAGAUAUAAUCUGUGCAUUCAGUACACUAGCCCUUGUAUUUAAGAAGAUGAAAAAAGAAACCAAACGGUCAAUAAUAGGAUAAGACUUAACAGGGUGAGCUGGUUUGCAAAGGGGUGGAUAUUUUGACUUCAGUGUUCCUGCUCCUUUUCGGUCUGUAACAGAUGCCUUGUAUGUGUGUGUAAGUGUGAAAGCUUGCAAUUUCGUCCUUGUCUCGAGGCUUUUCUUCAACACACAAGACACCAUGUUGUGGUUGGAUAAAAAGGGAUCAUAUUGUGUAGUUGACUGAACAGUUAUCCUAGGCUGUUCCUAUGCCACAUAUGGACCAGUGAAUGCUACAUGAUUGUAAUUAUGAACAGUUUAAACUGACCCACCUUUUUAUAUAAAUAUAUAAGAAUAUAUUACUGCAGGGUAUUGAUAACGUAUAGAUACUUUAUUAUUAUUAUUAUUAUUAUUAUUAUUAUUAUUAUUAUUAUUAUUAUUAAUUGCAAGUGAUAUACGUGAGUAUGUGUGGAAGUUUAUAGUUGAAACAAUUCUUGUUUGUUUGUGUUAGCUUAUUGUAAACAAGCAUUCUGCUGUAAAUUUGUUCUUGGUAUUAAAUUAUAAUUUAUAAAUUUGAAAUCAAAAA